AUGACCUAUCCUAAGUACAGUAUAGGGAUCCACAAAGGGAGAGCACAGGGCCAGGGAUCCACAAAGGGAGAGCACAGGGCCAGGGAUCCACACAGGGAGAGCACAGGGCCAGGGACUCACAAAGGGAGAGCACAGGGCCAGGGACUCACAAAGGGAGAGCACAGGGCCAGGGAUCCACAAAGGGAGAGCACAGGGCCAGGGAUCCACAAAGGGAGAGCACAGGGCCAGGGAUCCACACAGGGAGAGCACAGGGCCAGGGACUCACAAAGGGAGAGCACAGGGCCAGGGACUCACAAAGGGAGAGCACAGGGCCAGGGACUCACAAAGGGAGAGCACAGGGCCAGGGAUCCACAAAGGGAGAGCACAGGGCCAGGGAUCCACAAAGGGAGAGCACAGGGCCAGGGAUCCACACAGGGAGAGCACAGGGCCAGGGAUCCACACAGGGAGAGCACAGGGCCAGGGAUCCACACAGGGAGAGCACAGGGCCAGGGAUCCACACAGGGAGAGCACAGGGCCAGGGACUCACAAAGGGAGAGCACAGGGCCAGGGACUCACAAAGGGAGAGCACAGGGCCAGGGAUCCACAAAGGGAGAGCACAGGGCCAGGGACUCACAAAGGGAGAGCACAGGGCCAGGGAUCCACAAAGGGAGAGCACAGGGCCAGGGAUCCACAAAGGGUAAUGCACAGGGCCAGGGAUCCACUAAGGGAGAGCACAGGGCCAGGGAUCCACACAGGGAGAGCACAGGGCCAGGGAUCCACAAAGGGAGAGCACAGGGCCAGGGAUUCACACAGCGAGAGCAUAGGGCCAGGGACUCACAAAGGGAGAGCACAGGGCCAGGGAUCCACUAA
Molecule: messenger RNA, 849 nt
Organism: Knipowitschia caucasica
Lineage: Eukaryota; Metazoa; Chordata; Actinopteri; Gobiiformes; Gobiidae
Source: the annotation of a GenBank genome assembly